Messenger RNA from Sciurus carolinensis (gray squirrel), 1456 nucleotides. It is a transcript of the gene Mnx1, whose product is annotated as motor neuron and pancreas homeobox 1. Lineage: Eukaryota; Metazoa; Chordata; Mammalia; Rodentia; Sciuridae. Gene Ontology annotation, molecular function: DNA-binding transcription factor activity, RNA polymerase II-specific; sequence-specific double-stranded DNA binding. The record is from RefSeq and is a predicted model, not a curated record. Gene Ontology annotation, cellular component: nucleus. The transcript is spliced from 3 exons. Bases 223 to 1440 code for a protein of 405 amino acids. Gene Ontology annotation, biological process: endocrine pancreas development; regulation of DNA-templated transcription; spinal cord motor neuron cell fate specification.
GUGCGAGUGCGUGUGAGCGCGGCCCCCGCGGGUCCGCACGGAGCAGCGCCCGGACCAUGGUAGCCCUCCGCUGAGUUUCCGGCGGUGACUUCGAUUAUUGGCAAAUAAUCACAAUAACCAUACCGAGCCCCGGGCUUGCCACCGUCGGGCACAGACUCCGCGAGCCCGCACACGGCCGCGUCGUCCACCACCGGGCCCUGAUUGCCAACCCCAAACGAGCCGAUGGAAAAAUCCAAAAAUUUCCGCAUCGACGCCCUGCUGGCGGUGGACCCCCCGCGAGCCGCCUCCGCGCAGAGCGCGCCGCUGGCCUUGGUCACCUCACUCUCGGCCGCCGCAGCUGGACCCGGCGGGGGCGGCGGCGGCGGCGGCGGGGCGAGUAGCGGGGCAAGCGGCAGCUGCAGCCCCGCAUCCUCCGAGCCCACCGCGGCACCUGCCGACCGCCUGCGCGCGGAAAGCCCGUCUCCUCCGCGCCUGCUGGCAGCGCACUGCGCGCUGCUGCCCAAACCCGGCUUCCUGGGCGCGGGCGGCGGCGGCGGCGGCGCGGGCGGCGGGCCGGCGGGGCCCCACCACCACGCUCAUCCGGGCGCCGCCGCCGCCGCCGCCGCCGCCGCAGCCGCCGCUGCUGCGGGGGGUCUGGCGCUGGGGCUGCACCCGGGGGGCGCGCAGGGAGGCUCAGGCCUCCCGGCGCAGGCGGCGCUCUAUGGCCACCCAGUCUACGGUUACUCCGCGGCUGCGGCGGCUGCCGCGCUGGCCGGCCAGCACCCGGCGCUCUCCUACUCGUACCCGCAGGUGCAGGGCGCGCACCCCGCGCACCCCGCCGACCCUAUCAAGCUGGGCGCCGGCACCUUCCAGCUGGACCAGUGGCUGCGCGCGUCCACCGCGGGCAUGAUCCUGCCCAAGAUGCCGGACUUCAACUCCCAGGCGCAGUCGAACCUCCUGGGGAAGUGCCGCCGGCCGCGCACGGCCUUCACCAGCCAGCAGCUGCUGGAGCUGGAGCACCAGUUCAAGCUCAACAAGUACCUGUCCCGGCCCAAGCGCUUCGAGGUGGCCACCUCGCUCAUGCUCACCGAGACCCAGGUGAAGAUCUGGUUCCAGAACCGGCGCAUGAAAUGGAAACGCAGCAAAAAGGCCAAGGAGCAGGCAGCGCAGGAGGCCGAGAAGCAGAAGGGCGGCAGCGGGGGCACCUGCAAAGGCGGCGCGGAGGAGAAGGGCGAGGAGGAGUUGCUGGGGCCGCCAGCGUCUGGGGACAAGGCCAGCGGCCGCCGCCUGAGGGACUUAAGGGACAGUGACCCCGAAGACGACGAGGACGAGGACGACGAGGACCAUUUCCCCUACAGCAACGGCGCCAGCGCCCACACCGCCUCCUCCGACUGCUCCUCCGAGGACGACUCGCCGCCCCCGCGGCCGGGUGGGCCGGGGCACCAGCCCCCACCCCAGUAGGAGUGCCGGUGGCCGA